UACAUAUAUGGUAGAUUACACCAAGAAAUUCUAACAGCCAAAGACAAUUUAAUAAUCUUCAUCCUAAGCUUUCCUCUUGUAUAUAUGCAUUAAUUUUCAAGUCCUAAUCAAAGAAAUUUCAUCUUCUUUCACUUCAUUUACAUUCAAUCAAUCUCCUCCUAUCUUAUACAAAAAGUUUCCCCUCUGCCUUCUUUUUUCUAAUUUAUUGAGAUCCCAUUUUUGGUGGUUAGAUAAAAAUGGGGCUAAGGGACAUAGGAGCAACACUGCCACCUGGGUUUAGGUUUUAUCCAAGCGAUGAGGAGUUGGUGUGCCAUUAUCUCUACAAAAAGAUAGCGAAUGAGCAAGUGUUGAAGGGUACUUUGGUGGAAAUUGAUCUGCAUACAUGCGAGCCAUGGCAGCUUCCUGAGGUGGCAAAGUUGAAUGCAAAUGAAUGGUAUUUCUUUAGCUUCCGAGACCGGAAAUACGCGACGGGGUUCCGAACGAAUCGGGCGACGACAUCAGGUUACUGGAAAGCAACAGGGAAAGAUCGAAUGGUGUUGUACCCAACAACGGAAGAGGUGGUUGGGAUGAGGAAAACAUUGGUGUUUUAUAGAAACCGAGCUCCCAAUGGUAUCAAAACUGGAUGGAUCAUGCAUGAAUUCCGCCUCCACACUCCACAUUUGCCUCCUAAGGAAGAGUGGGUUUUAUGUAGAGUGUUUCACAAGAGCAAAGAAGAGAACAGCACCAAACUCAGCUCCCCAAUGAUGUUGGAGACCUCAUCAACUCAUCAUGCCCACGAAACAGCCUACCAACAUAUCAGCUCUUUGUCCACCGCCACACCUACCUAUCAAAGCCACGCCCAAUGCUUGCUAAACCUGCUUCAAUAUAAUUCCCAUCAAGAGAACAACAGCAAUGAAGUUAGCUCCAAAGUUGAUGAUGGCUAUGAAUUCUUGUGGGACAUGGAAGAAAACAGCUUGGGAUGUUCAUGGGGUGGCUUCCAACUUGGAGGACAUGAGAUUUGAGAUUAAUAACAGUCUGGUUUCCUAUGGAAGACAUUGAAUAUUUAAGGGAGGGAAAAAGGAAUCUGUGAUGUUUGCCUUCGAAGAUAAAUGAAACUCAUGUUGAAACGGAUGGGUAGAAGAUUUGUGUAUUUUCUAGUUUAGGGUUUAUUUAUUUUUGUCUUCAACAUUGGGCAUUGUAAAAACUAUAUAUAAAGCAUAUAAUUAUUCUUUACAAGUAGAUUUGAGCUAGCUUAAUAACAAGGGUCAAACAUCCGCAUUGGUAUGGGUAUAUCACCCAAUGAAAUGUACGUACAUUGUACAGCUACAUUAUCAGUUUCAUAGUCAACAUUGUGGAUGA
Molecule: messenger RNA, 1338 nt
Organism: Gossypium arboreum
Lineage: Eukaryota; Viridiplantae; Streptophyta; Magnoliopsida; Malvales; Malvaceae
Product: protein CUP-SHAPED COTYLEDON 3-like
Exons: 3
Coding region: 237-1001 (254 amino acids)
Biological process (GO): regulation of DNA-templated transcription
Molecular function (GO): DNA binding
Source: RefSeq, a predicted model, not a curated record